Messenger RNA from Zonotrichia leucophrys gambelii, 4839 nucleotides. It is a transcript of the gene PPME1, whose product is annotated as protein phosphatase methylesterase 1. Gene Ontology annotation, molecular function: protein methylesterase activity. The transcript has 14 exons. The record is from RefSeq and is a predicted model, not a curated record. Lineage: Eukaryota; Metazoa; Chordata; Aves; Passeriformes; Passerellidae. Gene Ontology annotation, biological process: protein demethylation. The coding region runs from base 67 to 1230 and encodes 387 amino acids.
CCGGCGCGGCGGGGCGGGGGCGGCGCUCUCGGGGGUCCCGGUGUUCCCGGUGCGUUCCCGGCUGUCAUGUCGGCCCUGGAGAAGCAGCUGCAUCUGGGCCGCCUCCCGCCUCGGCCCCCGUUGCCCGGCGGCGGCGGCCAGUCCGGGUCCAAGAUGCGCAUGGGCCCUGGAAGAAAGCGUGAUUUUUCACCAGUGCUUUGGAGCCAGUACUUCGAGUCUAUGGAGGACGUUGUGGUAGAAAAUGAAACUGGCAAGGAUACUUUUCGAAUUUACAAAAGUGGCUUGGAGGGGCCUGUCUUGCUGCUGCUGCACGGUGGAGGCCACUCUGCCCUGUCCUGGGCUGUGUUUACUUCUGCAAUCAUCAGCAGGAUCCAGUGUAGGAUUGUGGCCUUAGACCUCCGAGGCCAUGGAGAAACAAAAGUAAGGAAUCCUGAAGAUCUGUCUGCAGAGACUAUGGCAAAGGACGUGGGCAGCGUGGUGGAGGCGCUCUACGGGGACCUGCCGCCGCCCAUCAUGCUGAUCGGGCACAGCAUGGGCGGCGCCAUCGCCGUGCACACCGCCGUGGCCAACCUGCUGCCCAGCCUGCUGGGGCUCUGCAUGAUCGACGUCGUGGAGGGUACUGCCAUGGAUGCCUUGAACAGCAUGCAGAACUUCCUAAGGAGUCGUCCCAAAACAUUCAAGUCGCUUGAGAAUGCCAUUGAGUGGAGUGUAAAAAGUGGACAGAUAAGAAAUCUUGAAUCUGCCAGAGUUUCUAUGGUCGGUCAAGUCAAACAGUGUGAAGAGGCAGCCAGUCCUGAAUGCCCUAAAGCCAUAGUAGAGGGAAUUAUUGAGGAAGAGGAAGAGGACGAGGAUGAGGAAGGAGGAGGCUCUGUCAACAAAAGGAAGAAAGAGGAUGACACAGAGACAAAGAAGGAGCAUUUAUACACGUGGCGAAUCGAGCUGGCCAAAACAGAGAAGUACUGGGAUGGCUGGUUCAGGGGUUUGUCCAACCUCUUCCUCAGCUGUCCCACUCCAAAGCUUUUGCUUCUAGCUGGUGUUGACAGGCUGGAUAAAGAUCUGACCAUUGGACAGAUGCAAGGGAAGUUCCAGAUGCAGGUCCUCCCACAGUGUGGCCACGCAGUCCACGAGGAUGCUCCGGACAAGGUUGCUGAAGCUGUUGCAACGUUCCUGAUCCGUCACAGGUUUACAGAGCCCAUUGGUGGAUUCCAGUGUGUGUUUCCUGCUUGUUAAUAUCCCGGUGUUCUCCAGCACUGACUCCCAUUGUAAAUAAACUGCACCAGAGGCCACUGUGAUGUAUCCAUAUCCUCUCAUCUCCCAGUCCAGCAGCAGUGAGAAGUUGGUGUGAGACUCAUCCCCUAGAACUAGCUCUCCAGAAUAUCUAAAUUCCUAGGGACUUCCUUGCUGGGAAGCAGCUUCUACUGAAGACCAUGAAAAGCUCUUCAGGCCCUUGGAACUGGGAUCCUCCUCUCUGCUGCCACAAGGAAAGACCUCCUGGAAUCCCAUGUAGUCAGUCAUACCAGUCUCCCCCGAUUCUCAGGCUUCCUUGGACCCAGCUGCAGAAGGGCUGUUGGCAGUGCAGAUCCACCGAGGGCAUUGCAGCACAGCCAAAGGCUUCAGGAUUUCUCCGUGGAGUCACUGGAUCAUCUUGGAAGUGCCCCUUAGAUUUGGGUUUUAUACAUACACUGAUUUUCCCCUAAAGCAGACGAGGAAUCGGCUUCAUUGGGAGCUCAGGUUUCAUCUCACCAGCACCAGCCUUAGGGGUUGAGCUGUGGGAAAAGCCUGGAGGCCACUUUCCUGGGCAAAGCUGGAUGGGAUUGUGAACCAAAAAGGCAAGGGGAGGACUGUGAGCUCCAUUUCAGAGCCUUGCAGUUUGUGAAGUGCUCGCUUCAAGUCCUCUAUGGGAAGAAGAGCCUGAAUAACUCCAUCUACUACAGACACAUCCCAGGCCACAGGACUCUGAACCUGCCUUUAUGGGGAGGAGCCAAGAGCAGCAGGGACAAUGUGGUCAGCAGGCAGUUUGUCUGUUUUCUGCCCCUGGAAUGUGUUUGUCCUUCCCUUCUUGUAGCUGCCACACUCAGCUGGGCAGAGAGAUCAGCGCCUUUGGGAUGCAAAAACAUGGAAUGGGCUGUAGGAAGAACCCUGGGAGAGCUUGGAGUCAGUCCUGCUGAUGUUGAUGCAGAGGUGUAGGCAGCUGUUCUCCCCAGUAUUAGAGGAAGGACCCUGUUUCCACUGUUGCUUCCUGGUUCAUUUCGCUGCCUGCCUUCCAGAAUUCCAUGUGCACAGAGAGCUUUUCUUCAGGGUUCAGUUAUCCACAGACAGCUCCUGGGCUUGCUUUCACCUAAGAGUCACUUUUGAGUGUAAGAGCAGACAUGUUUUGGAGCAGUUUUCCUCAAUCUUUUGCUGGUGGAUGUGUGAAACCCCCUUUUUGUUGCCUGGUGCCCAUAACCCCUUGCUGCUGUCCGAUGAUUUUAAUCCUGCUCUGCCGAGGCAGAGUUCUGUGGUGAUUUGGGAGCUGCCCAGUGCAUGCCAUGACAAGAGCCAUCAGGAAUCCUUGGCACUUGAGAGGUGCAGGUGGGACAGAGCUGUGACUCACCGGGCACAGCAGCCGUGGUGGCCUUGCUCCUGUCCCUUCCCUGACACAGCAGCCUGGGAAGUGCCUGGAUUUGAGACAGGACAGCCUCAUUGCAGAGAGGAAUGCCCUCCUGGCACUUUGGGCACUCAGGUGUGACAGGAGCAAUUGGUGGCUCUCUGCGCUCCCCUCUGUGAGUCACCGUGUCGAUGCAUUGGUUUGGUGUAAUUCCAUCCUGGUCUAGUUCCUGAUGGAUUCCAUGGAUCUUCAGUAGUCAAGAUGCAAAACAGUUCUUUCCCCAGCCGUGUCCCCAGAAUGGCCAAAAGCCCCUUUUGCAGGAGACUCCUUGGUUCAGGCUGUUAGGGAUGAACUAGUGCAGCUGUCUGUCCAGUCUCACUUCCCGGGAUCAUGCUGUGAGUGAUCUGGUGAGUCACAUUCCUGCGUGGUGAAGUCACUUGGAGAGCCUGACUUGGAGUGAGCGAUUCCUCGGUUAUCCCUCCGAUUUGUGAGCUCGGCAGAAAGCCCCAGCAAGCAGAACCCUCCGUGGAAAGCCAGCCAGUUCUGUGUUCUGCAGAAGCACCACUGGGAAAGGAACGAUUCCUGCAAUCCUGUGGGCUGCCUGGGAUUCUGUUUUGCUGUUACCAUUGAGUGAGUGAAAAGAAAAUAAAUAUUUCAAGAGCCUGUUGAAGUGACUGGUGCGUCGCUCCGUGCCAGCUCCCAGCCCUGCCCAGGUGGCUGUUCUGGGACUCUUGUGGGGCUGGAUCAAAAGGAUGGAUUCCUUUUGAUCCAGCAGCACCCUGGGGGUGGGUGGAAGGGAAAUUCCUCUCGGCUCUGUCAAGCCAUGCACAUUUUUGAGACUGGGCUGUUGUCUGAGGAGUAUUAAUGCUCCUGCUGCAGUUUCCAGGGGGCUGCAGGCUGGGAUAAAUGGCAUUUGGUGAAGGAUACACAGGCUGUGGUAAAAGUAACUGCAGAGAGAAGGAGUCUCCUCUCUGGCUCACGAGAAGCAGGGACACAGAAAAAUUCCUCCCCAAAACUCCCAGCUUUGCAUUUUUCCUGCAGCCUUUUGAUUACUUAGAAACCUCUCUUGGUCUUGUUUCCCUUGUUGGAUUGAGGAUCCUUCCCAAUGGAGGAUCCCAAGGUUUGGCAGGAGCAGGAGAUGCACUUUGGGAUGCUGGUCUGUUGCAGGCUUCGUUUCAAUUGAAUAAAGUAAAAAAAUAAAUGUCUGAGACCUAGGAUGGGUUUUGCCAGAUUAUGUGUACUGGACAAAGCCAUCAGGGAUUUACAGAUGACUGGAGCAUUGGGAUUGUUGGGAAAAUAUUAUUUCCUGUAUUGCCAAAGCAGGUACUCUUGCUUUGAAUAAAUCAGCCCUUGAGUAAGGAAUUAAACUCAGGCCUGGGGCUGUCCAGCCAGAAUUUUCCCCUCAGAUUGACAGGGGUGAGGCAGCAGUAGGUAAAAUUGUUAUUUUUCCCCUUUUGCCGUGGACAACCUGAAGAAGGCCCUUCCAGCCCUGCUUCCACGUGUUUAUGAUUUGCAAGCAGUGUUAGGAUGACUUGCAAAAGGUGGAGCUGGGCAACACAGACCUUGGAGAAUCCCUCCAGGAGGGUCUGUUGGGUGUUAGGAAUAAGUUUUUGUACAGUUUAGGCCCUGGCACAGGGUACCCAGAGCAGCUGUGGCUGCCCCUGGAUCCCUGGCAGUGCCCAAGGCCAGGCUGGAUGGGGCUUGGGGCAGCCUGGCAUGGUGGGAGGUGUCCCUGCCAUGGCAGGGGUGGCACUGGAUGGGCUUUAAGGUUGGUCCAUACCCAAAUUAUUCUGAUUCUGUGACUUCAGCACUGACAUUUUCCCUCUUCUCCACUACUGCCUUUUCUUUUGGGAGCAGGAAGACCUGGGAAAAGGGCUGUGUGGAGUGCCUGGCAACCACUGGUUUGAACUGGUAAUCCACAGUGUUGGCAAUCCAGACCUGCCUCUUUAGGCAAGGUCACAAACUUGAGUUGAUGGCUUUUCACUGCCAAGAACCCCUGUCCCUGGUGCAUUGUGCCACCUGUCCCCGAGCCUGGUGCUCUGCUCACAGGCUGGAAGUGCCCUUCGUGUUGCCCAAAGCCGCAUCCCUUGUUUGUGCUGUCCAUCCGUCUGUCUGUCUGACAGUGCUGCCCCCGCAGCACUGUGUCCGUGUGUCAGUUCUCUGGAGAGCCGUGUCUCGUGUCAGCCUCAUCCUGGUCUUGUUCUGUGUCCAUCUCCCUCGCCUACAAAUAAAGCAUUUGUGAAAAGCCUGGA